UUCCCCUACGGUCUGCGGUCGAAGAGAAGGCCCGGGCGCAAUCUGGGCCUCGAUGGUGGCGAGCUCGAACCCUAACAUUACGACGACAGAGCAGCCAUCUAAAGUCAACUAUGGCUACGGCCUUGUUCUCCGUACUACGCCCUAUUGCAAUGCCGCCAAGUGUGACUACCGCUUAGCUCAGCGCCGACAAGACCUGCACCAACUUCAAGAUGAAAUUUCAUCGGCGUGGUGUGCUGCGCUCAGUCCACUUUGCGCGCCCAUCGCGCCUUUUGGCUCGACUAACAGCGUGUCCCUACGCCGAGAUGUAGCGAAUGAGCAGCAACCUCAGUCGGUUAAUACGAAGCUGCAGCACAUGGAACGACCCUCUCAGCUUCUCCAAUAGAAAACCCACACACCCUCCAGCAUUUCCAUCGUGCUUCCAUCGAUCCGCUGCAUGGCUUGUUAGGGUUAGUACACGCUCCUUCCACCCUCAUGCAUACUGAAGCCAGUUGAGCAAGCCAUCGUCCAGAUCCGCAGUGAAGACCAAAUCUCCGUUCCCUUACCGCACCGUACUCUAUCAAAGUGACACAGGCAUCGCCCGAAUCUUGAGCCCCACGCGAAAUGCUGUUGGUCACUACGGUCGUAGCGAGUGCGGUACUGGGGCUGGUAGUCAGACGAGGCUCGGCUCUGCAUACAGGCAAUCCAAAUCCGAUGACCUUACACAGUAGGCGUAUUGGUUAUUGUUGAGCUCUUUGUCCCUGCGAUAGAAGUGUCCAAGUAUCAGCG
Messenger RNA from Baudoinia panamericana UAMH 10762, 765 nucleotides. RefSeq lists its product as uncharacterized. Lineage: Eukaryota; Fungi; Ascomycota; Dothideomycetes; Mycosphaerellales; Teratosphaeriaceae. The record is from RefSeq and is a predicted model, not a curated record. The coding region runs from base 53 to 382 and encodes 109 amino acids. The transcript has a single exon.